AUGUUCUCGGAAUAUGCUUCGCGAUUCCUGGCUCAGUCACAGUCGCGGGUAGCAGCCCGCCCUGAUGAGCUCCAAAGGACUGGGCGUGGCCGCCCAAACCAGCAGAGUAGCUCGCGUCACCCCUCCUCGCGCUCCUUCUUACACAGAGCCGGCGAUCCCUAUCGACCGGGUGCGUCCCAAGUCUCUAACUUCCCUUUUGCUUCACGGGCAGCGGUUCAACCGGCCCCUCUUUUCUACAGCGCCACGGAUGAGUUUCGGGAAGAAGAUGACGAGACAGAACGAGAACGGGAGAUCGCGGAUUUUUAUGCCUUGCAACGAUCACGGCGGCAUUUCGGCGAUAGCAACUUGAAGGAUUCCUCAGAACUGGAAGAUGACUCGGAACGAUCGACGGGACUGGAUGAAGGAACCUCGUUAUACGAUGAUCGCCCAGGUCAUGGAAAUGGCAUCAAGAGUUCGUGGCGUGGCGAGAAGAGCGUUCCUGCCGCACGACAGUCUCGCAUCGCGCCUGUGGAGGAGGUGGCGGAGAACGAGCUUGGAUAUCGCGCGAACUCCAACAACAGGGCCAGGGGUAAUCUGGUUGAUGUUGGGCUCGAGGAUUCCCUAAGGGCCGACCUUGACGAACCCGCCGACGAUCCACCCAUUCAACGGUUUCGGGAACGACCUCCUGUCGGAGAGGAUACUUUUAAAACCGCCGAUUCCCCAGAUCAGGAUGCAGCAUUUUCUUCCAGUAUCCCUCGACCGUCCAGCUCAACACACUCCCUCCCAGCAUCGAUAUCGCCCCUCGCGUCGGAAUCUUCGCUACAUGACGCCUUCUGGGGCCAGCUGUUCUUGAUAUCCAUUGCAGGCUUAUUCGCUACUGCAUUUCUGGUGUACCUCCAUACCUCCACACCAUCUGGGGAUAAGGGAAAAUGGGGUGACACCAUAUACUUUACCCUUCACGGCUCUUAUUUCCUUCUCGGAAUUUAUACCCUCGUAUCAAUUCUCGUGUCUCUCCUUUGGCUCGCUCUGCUGCGCUCCUACGUGCGACUGCUAGUCUAUGUCAUCGUGGUCGCAGUUCCGGUCAUAUUAUACUCAUUUUCCUUGUACCCCUUCAUAUCGAGCUUCAAAGGAGCAUGGCACGGGGCUAGUAUCCAAGACAAAGCAAUGCGGUGGGGCUCACUUGUGCCAUUUCUGCUGGCCAGCGUAUGGAUCUACAACGUCGUCAGAGGCCGACGAUCGUUGGGAAAGGCGAUAGGUAUUCUUGAAUUCGCGUGCCGGAUUCUAGCUGCAAAUCCUGAGUUGCUUCUUCUCGGCCUGGGUGUUUUGGUUUGCGUGGUCUUUUGGACGUGGAGCUGGAUGCUGAUGUUCACACGUGUGUUCCUAGGCGGGCAUCUGGCGGGCCCUCGGUCAUUCAUUAUCGACCUCAGCAGCUGGUGGCUGGGGGUCUACUUCGUGGUGGUUUAUCUCUGGUCAAUGGGCGUCAUCGCGGGGAUUCAACGAGCGGUCACAGCAGCGACAGUGAGCCAGUGGUACUUCCACCGCUUGGCUAGCCCGGCACCCACCUCGAGACAGAUUGUGCAAGCGGCAGUCGUCCAUGCUGGAACGACAUUAUUUGGUACCGUUUGUCUGUCCCGGCUCCUGGGCCUACUGGUCCGGCUUCCUCUUCUUGUGCUACCUGGCCGUCUUUCUUCGCUGCUCAGUCUCUUCGCCUAUUCCUUGAUCCCUACACCCCUCAUGUUCCUCACAAAUCCUCUUGCUCUCACAUAUGCAGCAAUUCAUUCCCAGCCACUCGCUGCCUCUGCGCGUGGGUUAGGUCAAAUGUCUCUUCUCGCCCCGUCCGCGGCGUCGACGUCCCUGCAUCCCCGGUCUUAUUCCCGUGCUCCUGGCUCUGCAUCAUUGCUUUCAUACCGUCUUUCCAAGUUGAUUCUGCAUGCAGUCCGUUUCAUGAUGUCCCUGGCUCUCGGUUUUGGUGGCUGGGUGACCACUGCUCGGGGCCUAGCCACAUCCGCCAGCGGAGGCACCAUCCGGGGCAGUCUGUAUGCGUAUGUGGUUGGUCUCAUUGCAGGUACAAUCGGCUGGAGUGUUCUGGGUGCUGUGGAGGGAGUUAUUGCAGACAUUGUCGAUGCCACUGUCGUCUGCUGGAGUAGCGAGGUGGGCAUUUAUGGCCGCGAAGCCCGAUACUGCCGCGAGGCUGGAUGGCUCUUUGGCGACUCGGAGCCCAGACAUGCAAGAUUUGGCGAGGUCUAG
Molecule: messenger RNA, 2226 nt
Organism: Penicillium riverlandense
Lineage: Eukaryota; Fungi; Ascomycota; Eurotiomycetes; Eurotiales; Aspergillaceae
Exons: 2
Coding region: 1-2226 (741 amino acids)
Biological process (GO): transmembrane transport
Cellular component (GO): plasma membrane
Molecular function (GO): transmembrane transporter activity
Source: RefSeq, a predicted model, not a curated record